AGUCGAGCUUGUCGAGUUUGAACCGAGCUUGUAGGGCUUGUUUUCUAAACGAGCUUAAAAACUUGUUCAAAUUUGAGCUCGUUUAGAAAACGGACCGAGCCUGAACAAGUCAAACCUAAGCCAAGCUCGAGUAUCUCAAUUUGAUUAACAGCCCUACCUACCAAGCUUUUGUUGAGCUCCUCACUUCUGCUCAUAACACGGCAUUAGACUCCAGUUCUUAUGGUGUCUAGUGACCUUUUAGAGAUUUAGGAAGGAAGUAUAUGAGAAUUACGUAGGGCUGAGGUAUGCAACUGUAUAAUAGUGGGGAAUGGCUGUAAAAAAAUUAGUUAAACCUAAAUAAUAAUUAAAUGAUUGUAAAAGAAAUUAAAUAAAUGAUUGUAAAAAAAAUUAAAUAAAUGAUUGUAAAAGUCAAGAAAUGGAAAUGAAAGAAUGAACCUAACCUGCAAGUUCAUUGAAACGUAUGUUUUUAUUAUUGAAAAAUAGUUGUGCUAUAACUUGGCUAACACGUCGUGAAUGCAGUGGCUACAAACACUGCUGUCUCCAGGAAAGAUGUUAAAGACAGGAAGCAACAGACAUCCUUAUGCCAUUGAAUACCCUGAGCCACUUGUUCAUUUUGCACUUUGUUCAGGGGUUCGAGUCUACACAGCAAGGAGUGUAUUUCAGGACCUCAAACUUGCUAAAGAAGAGUUGAUACGAGCUAGUGUCUACAUCCAGAAGGAAACAAAAAUAUGCCUGCCAAAAAUCCUCUGCUAUUAUGCGAAGGAUAUGUCACUGAGUAUGCCUGAGCUUUUAGAAAUAGUUGAUGGGUGUCUAUCAGAAGUUCAACAGAAAGCUAUCAGAAGAUGCAUGAAGGGCAGACCUGAGAAAUACAUCUAUUGGUUACCUCAGAGUUCAGGCUUUAGGUAUGUUAUCCAGAGCGAAGUAGCCAAAGGGAGAUCGGCAGUUUAAUUACUCCUUUUUUAAAUUGUAUUCAUGAUUCAUGAAGCAUAAUAUACCAGAAAUGUGGUGUGAUAAUAUGGACAGGCACAAGUUUUAAACUGUAAAUGUGUGUUAGGAAGAGAGUGGUGGUGUAUGGAUACCGAUUGCCUUGUGUAUUAAGAAUAGAUCAUGAAUUCAUGAUGGAGAAUGCAGUGAGAUGG
Messenger RNA from Ilex paraguariensis (yerba mate), 1139 nucleotides. Lineage: Eukaryota; Viridiplantae; Streptophyta; Magnoliopsida; Aquifoliales; Aquifoliaceae. The record is from the annotation of a GenBank genome assembly.